GUUUCAGUCGUCCGAUCCAUCUUCUGGUGCAUCAUGACCGUUCAAAUUAGUUAACACAUCGUCCCACAAUUUGGAGUCGCCACUACUCGGAACCGGAAAACUGAAGCGCCGCCGCCGCCACCGCCACCGCCACCACCACCGCCACAGCCGGUCCGCCGCUCUUGCCCUAUCCCGCUGGUCGGCGGCGGCACCUGUGGUGUGACGGAGGAUGGCGUCGAAAUGGGCGGCGAGGGUACCGUCUCCACGGUGGGCGGCGCGGCGCGGCUGGGUGGGCUCAUGGGUUUCGGUCCGCCCAGCGAAAUGCGGCGCAUCGGGAGGACGUGCCGUUGUGUGCGCCGCCGUUAGCUUCAGACCAUGCAUCGACAUUCACAAGGGGAAAGUUAAACAGAUUGUUGGCUCUACUCUUCGGGAUUCAUCCAAUGAUGGCAUGGAACUUGUGACAAACUUUGAAUCAGACAAAUCUCCUGCAGAGUUUGCAAAAUUUUAUAAGGAAGAUGAACUUCUUGGAGGACAUGUUAUAAUGCUUGGCGCAGAUCCUGCAAGCCAGGCUGCUGCACUGGAGGCACUACGUGCAUAUCCUGGUGGUUUGCAACUUGGAGGUGGAAUAAAUUUGGAGAAUGCAAUGUCUUACCUUAAUGAAGGGGCCAGUCAUGUGAUAGUGACCUCUUAUGUGUUUAGUGAUGGCAAGAUGAACACUGAAAGGCUAAGAAAACUUGUCAAGCUGGUUGGGAAACAGAAGCUUGUGCUGGACCUUAGCUGUCGAAAAAAGGAUGGCAGAUAUACCAUUGUAACUGACAGGUGGCAAAAGUUCAGUGAUGUGUUUGUGGAUGAACCAACAUUAGAAUAUCUCGCUGCCUUUGCAGAUGAGUUUUUGGUUCAUGGUGUUGAUGUGGAGGGCAAAAGGUUAGGAAUUGAUGAGGAACUUGUGGAACUAUUGGGGCAUCAUUCACCAAUCCCAGUAACUUAUGCUGGGGGUGUGUCAACAAUUGAUGACCUGGAGAGGAUAAAGAAAGCAGGCAAAAGUCGAGUAGAUGUAACUGUUGGGAGUGCUCUAGAUAUAUUUGGGGGAGAUUUGCCUUACAAAGAUGUUGUCCUUUGGCACAAGAAGCAAAGUAUGUUUAGUCAAGUGUGAAGAAACAUCAGGUAUUGAUCAGUAUUACUAGUUCAUAUGGUUCAAGGUUCAACACAAAGUAGACUUUCUGAACAUUAUAGUGCAAAUAAUUCAGUUGGUCUUCAGUGAUGUAAUUCAAAGCUUAAGGAGCGUCACUUGUUCAGGUUUGGGCAUCAGGGUUGUGCUAACUGAAAGGUGAAUGCAACAUGUUGGCAGACUUGAAUGUGUAUAAUGGAACAUUUCUCAAGCUUAUUAUGUUUUUGGUGGUUUGGAUCUGUUAUCAUAGCAAAGCAUGUUGGCAGACUAUGAUACCAAUAUGUAAGCAUGUCUGGUGUAUGCAAAAUUGAACCAUGGAUGGGUAAGCCCAAUUGAUGUACCAACUGCGACAAUUUUUUUAGCCUCCCAUGAGAUUCAUAAAAUCUGAGUUGAUUUGUUGUUUUC
Molecule: messenger RNA, 1552 nt
Organism: Sorghum bicolor (sorghum)
Lineage: Eukaryota; Viridiplantae; Streptophyta; Magnoliopsida; Poales; Poaceae
Product: 1-(5-phosphoribosyl)-5-[(5-phosphoribosylamino)methylideneamino] imidazole-4-carboxamide isomerase, chloroplastic
Exons: 9
Coding region: 209-1132 (307 amino acids)
Biological process (GO): L-histidine biosynthetic process; L-tryptophan biosynthetic process
Cellular component (GO): cytoplasm
Molecular function (GO): 1-(5-phosphoribosyl)-5-[(5-phosphoribosylamino)methylideneamino]imidazole-4-carboxamide isomerase activity
Source: RefSeq, a predicted model, not a curated record